Penicillium paradoxum is the source of this 1347-nucleotide messenger RNA. RefSeq names its product glycoside hydrolase family 16 protein. NCBI's taxonomy places the organism in Eukaryota, Fungi, Ascomycota, Eurotiomycetes, Eurotiales, Aspergillaceae. The coding region runs from base 1 to 1347 and encodes 448 amino acids. The record is from RefSeq and is a predicted model, not a curated record. The transcript has a single exon.
AUGAGAUUCAAUGUCCUAGCCUUCGGAGUUGCCGUGAUCUAUCUCGGCAACAUUGUCUCGGCCUUAGCAGGUGCUAAAGCACCACAGCCGCCGUUCAAGAGACGACCACGCGGAUGCGAUUGCUAUACAGUCUCCGGACCUAACCCGGGAUACUUCCAGCACUACAAGCUCUGGGACUUUCGGGCAGUGGAUCUGAGAAAACAUGCCCAUCUUAACAUGUCAGAGCCCAUCCAGGAUAGCGAUGAGGAAUGGAGUGACGACGAUGAAGGCGACGAAAACGAACCAAAUAGCGAUCUGCUGUCCGGAGUCCAUAAUGGACAGGAGCCCGACCCCAGCUCGUUGGUAUUCUACAAAACUGCCUUCGAAAGAGAUUGGAGCAGCCAAAACUGGAAACGCCCCGGAAGCGAAAUAGCCCCAAUCCUGAUGGUUAACUCGAAGCAUAAUGUGUUCCUCACCCGGGACCAGGAGCAAAAUGAUACUCGUACAACGUAUCUUGUUCUUCGCACCACCCGCUUUUCAAACUACACUUCCACAGCGGAGAUCGAGACUCGCCUACACAACAUCUACCGGUGUUCAUUGCGUGUUCGGCUGCGCUUUUUGCCAGCCGGCUUCCUCAUCUCGCAACCUCCUCACCCUGAACACUGGCCAUCGCGGGACCCCGAACGACAUUCUCCGGCGCCUUCGAACAACCAUACUGUUUCACACCACGACGGGCGACCAUCUCCCGGUGCCUGUGCUGGUAUCUUCACUUACCAUGACCAAACCUGUGAAUCGGAUAUCGAGAUUCUGACCCGGGACCCGCCCCAUCUCGUCCAUUAUGCGAAUCAGCCAGACUACGAUUUCGCCACUGACGAAGAGAUUCCCGGUGCGAGCACUACAGCCGACUUGCCUGUUCCGUGGACAACAUGGUCCACUCAUCGCCUAGACUGGCAUUCAAACAUGUCACGAUGGUUCGUCAACAACCGCAUACAGGACGCCAAGUCAUAUCGUGUCCCCAACCUGGGGAGCAUGAUUGUGCUCAAUCUUUGGAGCGAUGGCGGAGUCUGGACAGGCGAGAUGAAAAUCGGCGAUAGUAUAUACCUGGGUAUCGAAUACAUCGAAAUGGCCUACAACCGUUCUUCUGAUGUUCCCAGAGGCCAUUUCGGGCCGUCUUCGCUGAACCAUGGCGGGCAUCAAAACGUCCCUUCUACAAAUAGUUCCACUGGGAAUGAUACUCUCCUAGACCCAGACAAAAAGGUGGAGAAAUGCAAGCCGGGCAGACUGGGCCGCGAGUGUAGAAGAAAGAAGUGGAGGAAUAGGCCUCUGAACGAAUUCUGUCAGAGACCUUGCAACAUUGAUGAGGAUUGA